GAGAGUCUCUCGGGAGGCUGGAUUAGCCACAAGUUGUGGUGAACCAGGGUAAAAUCGGUGUGCCUCUUACUCUUCUCUUUACUUCUCGUUUAUUCAUUUUUUUUAUUCCUGCGAUUUUUGAUCAAACGCUAUUCACCCCCCCCCCCCCUCUAGCAUUAGUCUCUUAUUCUAACAAUUGGUAUCAGAGCCUAACUCGCGUCCAAACUUAACCGUUUGAGAGUAAAGCGAUCAUGGGCUCUUCUUCUAGAAAUCUCUAUGCAGGAAUUGGUGAAGGUCAAUCAACUUCUAAGCCACCACUCUUUGAUGGCACCAACUACUCUUAUUGGAAGGAACGGAUGAGAAUCUACAUUCGUUCCACCAACUUCCAAUUGUGGUUGGUGAUCAAAAAUGGCGAAGAAAUCCCUAUGAAGAAAGUGGGAGAAACCACGGUCCCAAAGACCGAAAACGAAUUUGAUGCCGAGGACAUCAAGAAGAUUGAAAACUAUGCAAAGGCCAUCAAUAUGCUAUAUUGCGCGGUCAACCCCGAUGACUACCGAAAGAUCUCCUGUUGCACAACCGCCAAGGAAAUGUGGGACAAGCUUGAAGUGACGUACGAAGGUACCGAUCAAGUUCGCGAAGCCAAGAUCGAUUUUCUCACCCAAGAGUACGAAAUGUUCCGGAUGAAAGAAGGUGAGAAAAUUGAUGACAUGUUCGACCGGUUUUCAAAGAUCAUCAACGACCUUCAUGCUCUCAAAAAGACUUACACCAACAAGGAUCUCGUGAGGAAAAUCGUGCGAAGCCUCACACCCGAAUGGAGGUCAAAAGCCGAUGCAAUCUAUGAAUCCAUUGGAGUCUCCAACGUCACCAUCGACGGGCUAAGAGGUAACCUUAAAACCUAUGAAUCUACUAUUCUAACCCCGUCUUUGGAGAACAAAAGAAAAAGGGGAUAGCUCUCAAAGCCACCAAGGAACCGGUGGAAGAGGCUUCAAGCGAUGACGACAAUGAAUUCGUCUAAAACCUAGACUAAAACCUAGGAAUGAAAAUGGUCAUAGUAGACAACCUAAGAAAAAUGAUUUUGUGCAUAAAAAUGAGUUUUCUCAAAUAAGAAGAAAUAAUGCUAGAGCACCUAG
Messenger RNA from Cuscuta campestris, 1109 nucleotides. Lineage: Eukaryota; Viridiplantae; Streptophyta; Magnoliopsida; Solanales; Convolvulaceae. The record is from the annotation of a GenBank genome assembly.